Molecule: messenger RNA, 3628 nt
Organism: Antechinus flavipes (yellow-footed antechinus)
Lineage: Eukaryota; Metazoa; Chordata; Mammalia; Dasyuromorphia; Dasyuridae
Gene: INSIG1
Product: insulin induced gene 1
Exons: 8
Coding region: 783-1616 (277 amino acids)
Biological process (GO): SREBP-SCAP complex retention in endoplasmic reticulum; SREBP signaling pathway; cholesterol biosynthetic process
Cellular component (GO): SREBP-SCAP-Insig complex; endoplasmic reticulum
Source: RefSeq, a predicted model, not a curated record
CCACCGCUGCCGCCGCCGCCGCCGCCGCCGCCGCCGCUCGGGUGGUCCCUCCCCCUCGCCCGGUCAGCGCGGGGAGGGAGGGGCCGUGGCUAGGGCCCGACUUGGUUUCGGGUAGGUUGGGACUUGGUAACGUGAUUCGGGGGCUUCGCGUGUGUCGAUAUAAACCUUUUAGCGCCGGCUCGACGCUGUAGGCGAAACUUUGGAGACCAGGCCGACGCUGCUGUUCCUCCUCCUCCUCCUCCUUAUCCAACCUCCAUCCUCGAUCGUCGUUCUCCUCAUCUUUCUCCUCUUCCUCUUCCUUCUCCUCUUCGUUCUCCUCAUCUUCCUCCGCCGGACAGGCCUUUGGUCCCUUGCCGCUCCUGCAGGAGCAAAAGAAAGAAAUUGACCCAUAUGGAAAAGAGCUGUGUUUCCAGCUGGGGGGAGUGAGGCGUGCCUUCGCCGAUGCUUGACAGCCCCGAUGGGCUCAUGGACUUUUAGGGGACGUUAGAUUCACUGAUGGAUUUCCCCCAAAGUUUGACGGUUGCUGGACGCGGUAUCUGCGAAAAUGCCUUAUCCCAGGCAUUCCGCAGACAAGGAGAGGAAAAAAAAAGUUCGGAUGUCCAUUUUGCAGCUAAAAGAAUCUAAGGAAGAGGUGAGGUCAUUAGUCCUACAUUGAUUCGGCUGCAAGAACUGGAUAAAAAGCCUUAUCAUUCAAACACUGCCGUGUCCACUGUUAUCUGUUCAGGUGCAUGUCACCUUGAGUCUAACUUAAGAGAUUCUUCCAAGACCUUCGGUGGUGACUGAUGCCCAGAUUAGACGAACACUUCUGGAGUUGUUCUUGCACUACCAGAGGGAGGCAUAAAGGCAACCUCCGUGCUGGCACUGCUAGGGUGACUGAGAAAGUGGGAGACAUGCUAAAUCCCUCGGUCUCCAGUCCUUCACUGGUACUGGUGGGACAAGGUGCCAUCAACACUGAAACCACAGACAGAAACAGGAACACUAACACCAAAAGCAACAACAGUAGAGCCCCUGGUAAUAGUUGGCACCAUCAUUUGGUGCAGCGAAGUGUUGUGCUCUUUGCAGUCGGUGUCUUCCUAGCUCUGGUCCUCAACUUGCUUCAAAUACAGAGGAAUGUCACACUUUUCCCAGAAGAAGUUAUUGCUACAAUCUUUUCCUCUGCCUGGUGGGUUCCUCCGUGCUGUGGAACAGCAGCUGCUGUUGUUGGUUUGCUCUAUCCCUGUAUUGACAGUCACCUUGGAGAACCUCACAAGUUUAAGAGAGAGUGGGCCAGUGUAAUGCGCUGCAUAGCAGUGUUUGUUGGUAUUAACCAUGCAAGUGCUAAACUGGAUUUUGCCAAUAAUGUUCAACUGUCAUUGACUUUAGCUGCUUUGUCUUUGGGCCUUUGGUGGACUUUUGAUCGGUCAAGAAGUGGCCUUGGGCUUGGAAUUACAAUAGCAUUUCUAGCAACUCUGAUCACUCAGUUUCUUGUGUAUAAUGGUGUUUAUCAGUAUACAUCUCCUGAUUUUCUUUAUAUCCGUUCUUGGCUGCCGUGUAUUUUUUUCUCAGGUGGUGUGACAGUAGGAAACAUAGGACGACAACUGGCUAUGGGUAUUCCUGAAAAGCCACAUAGUGACUAAAGUCAAGACUCCCAGAUGCCAAUAUUGAAGCAAAGUUGGGAAGAACCUGUGAUAUGGAUUGUGACUGAAGAUUUUUUUUUUACCCUGAAGAAUCUAUUUAGAUUGGGCCAACUGCACAAAUGACCUGAGGGGGAGGACCAGAAAGGUGGGGGUGGAGUGGGGAGGAGUUAAAAAUGGUGGAUCUGUUUUAGAAUAGCCAAGUGGAAAAAAAUAACUGCUUAUCUUAAAGUCUUACCUCGAUUUACUGCAUAAGCAUUUGUACCUGGCUGUGCCCUGGAAGGAUUUAAUACUAAAUUGUGUUGGGGAACUUCAAGUAUUAGAUUUCAUUUAAGUUAUUGAAACAGUUGCCAUAUUUCAAAGCCUUGAACUAAAAUUAAAUUGUAUUUGUGCCCAAAAGAGUAGAUUGAUGGUGCUCAACAAAGGUGAGGUAUGGUGUAAUAGGAAUAAUAUUUAACCAGAAGAUUAAAAAUAGGGUUGUGUUUCCAAAAAAAAAAAAGUAAGAGGUGAUCCAUGUCAGGUUGUAGCAUUAACUUAAUGCUUCAAGAGUUGUGCCCUCAUCUUAAUGCUGCAAUAGCGCACAUACACACCCAUACACUCAAGUAUAUCAGCAGUAUAUCAACUAUACUUUUUAUCUUGACAGUGAAGUUUUAUGUAGACAAUCUUAUUGGAAGCAAAUGGCAAUGAAAAGUCAGUUCUUCAGUGUGGUAUGUGGCUGACAUUUUCACCUCUUGAUUAUUAAAUUCUCUCGAGAUCUGUAGACAUUUAACAGUAACUAUGGAUCUCUGCCAUUUGCUUCAUUCUAAAUGAGCCGAAAUUAUUUCUGUAUUUCUCUGUUACUAUAGAAUAGAGAUUGCAACUUUUUUCACAGCCCUAUAGGAUUUGCAAUCUGUGAUUGCCUUGUAAAAAGAAGAAUGCAUAUGUCACUGCAUUAAACAUUUGGUGUUUCUAAAUAUCAAUUAUAUUGGUGAGCACAAUGUAUUCAGUUAAUGGCAUAGACCACAUGAGACCUAAUUUGCAACUAUUGGGUCUUAAAACUAAGUGCAAUGUAUAUUAAAACCAAUCUGAGCCUUGUAUUCUCUUCAAUAUUUAUUUUUUUUUUUCAUAUGCGAUGUUAAGGGUUCAGCAUUCAUUUCAGUACUGCAUGGAGGCAAAUUUCAGCAAUAAUUUCUUUCAUGAGAAAAGAUAUUUUAUUGUUGUGCCUUCCAUUUGAACCCUAAUCCUUUGAGAAACUCCAGUUUUGUGGUUAUGGUAUAGUUGUAAUUUUUACUUAAGAUGAAUUGAUUUUUUUUUUUUUUGUAUUAUGCAUUGUAAAUGUUUUUGGUUUGUUUGAAAUCUUGUUAAGAUGAUUUUCAUAUUUGAUUGGCUGUCCUUUUAAAUUGAUGUUACCAGUCAACAGAAUGGAAUCUUGGGCUAUUAGUCUAAGAAUACGUAUUUUUUGUGUGUAUAUUUAUGUGGUGGUCCUCCUUUUUUUCUCUCUCUCUUUUUUGAGGAAAAUAUAAAUGCUCUUGGUGCAAAACUCUAGAAAGCUGUAACUGAUUACUUUAGAGGAAAGUUGCAAAAGUGGGGCGAUUCUCAACUUGUUAAAAGAUCCCUUAUGAAUAUUCUAAAAUUGAAAAUAGUGAUGUGAAAAUGUUUUGUUUUCAAAAUAGAUAACUCCUUUCAAAACCAGAAGUAAUUAGCAACAUGCAGUAAUUGAAUAUACAAAUUUAAACUUGAUCAUGCAUAAGCAGUAAGUGUUUAUUUUUCUCAGUCAAACUAGAAAUUAUUCUAUACCUAUUAGAUUUAAUACAGCCAAAAUGUGAAUCUGAAGUUCAGUUUUUGCCAAUAUUUGUAGCAAGUAAACAAACCAAAGUGAUCUGAGUUUGUAAAAAUUUAUGAACAAAAUUUGCACUAUUCUGAAUUUGAACAUUUAGGAAGAUUCACAUUGAUACAGAAGUUUUCCAACAAUGUGGUGUUUUUUUGCAUUUUUUUUUACUAUUAUUUCAAGAACUUAUUAAAAGAUUCAAGACCAA